Catharus ustulatus (Swainson's thrush) is the source of this 2976-nucleotide messenger RNA. RefSeq names its product suppressor APC domain containing 2 (gene SAPCD2). The transcript has 6 exons. NCBI's taxonomy places the organism in Eukaryota, Metazoa, Chordata, Aves, Passeriformes, Turdidae. Bases 130 to 1158 code for a protein of 342 amino acids. The record is from RefSeq and is a predicted model, not a curated record.
UUGCCGUGCUAGCUCUCAGCCAAUAGCCAGAGUGUUUGCUCGCCGCCAGCCAAUGGGAGCGCGGCACUUCCCGCCGCCAGCCAAUAGGCGCGGGGGGCGGACCUUAGAGUAACGCUCAGAGCGGCGGCGAUGGCCCCGGAGCGCGGUGAUCGCUCCCUUUCCGCCGGUACCGAGGGUCUUCCCCGGGUUUUCUUGCAGAGCCUGCGGACUCUUUUCGAUAUCCUGGAUGACCGGCGGCGAGGUUAUGUGCACCUACGGGAGAUCGAAUCGCGGUGGCGGGGAGCGGAAGCCCAGGAGCUGCCCGCCGGGGUGAUGGAGGGAUUGCGGCAGGCGGCGCCGGCCAGCGGCUACCUCACCUUCGAGAGGUUCGUCCUGGGGCUGCGGGCGGCCCUCCCUGGGGCUGAGCCCCCAGUGGAGGGUGGCAGCGGCGGACGGCGGAGCGUGGAGAAGCCACCAAGCCCUCGCUGUUCCGAGGAGCGGCGGGGAAAGAGCGCCGGGCAGCGGGAACCGGGGCACGGCCAGCCCCGAGGCCGCGGUGGUGAUGCAAAGUCUGCUGGGCAGUCCCAGGGAGACAGUGGCCACCCAGGGACUGGGGACAUUCGGAGGCAUCAGAGGGGCCGUGCAGAACACCGAAGACACACCAUCACCAAUGGCGUGGACUUCAGCAUGCUGAAGUACGUGAAGGAACUGGAACAGGAGAAGGAUUUCCUGUUGCAGGGUCUGGAGCUUAUAGACCGGGCUCGAGAGUGGUACCACCAGCACAUCCAGCUCAUGCAGGAGCACCAGCGGCUCCUGGGGAAAAAGAGAACCAGUGCUAAUUUCCCUGAAGGUGGCCAGAGCCACCUGGGGCACCUGGUCCCCAAGCUGCAGGAGGUGAACCGCUGCCUAGGUGACCUUCUUUCCACUGCUGGCAAGACAGCAAAUCCCUCCUCAGCGCUUAGCAGGCUGGUCCCUGUGAUGUCCCCAGGCUCCACAGGCUCCCAGCAAGCCAUCAACAUGCUAAAGGAGCAGAAUCGGCUUCUCACCAAGGAGGUGACUGACAAGAGCGAGCGCAUCACCCAGUUGGAGCAGGAGAAAUCUGCCCUGAUCAAGCAACUCUUUGAGGCUCGUGCCCACAACAGCCAUGAGAUGAGCCAACUGGACUCCACCUUCAUCUAGAACAUGCCUCCCCUGCCCCAUUCCCAAAUUUCCCCAAGGGUUUCAAGGACUUUUGCCCCAGACUCAUCACACCAGCUGUUCCAGGUGUUCUGUCUCAAGGUCUGGGGCUCCUGGUGGCAUCUCUGUGGGAGGAAGCCAAGACCCCUCUUGGGGAGCAUCCCUGCCCUGCUGGUGGCUUAUCAGCCAUGCUGCUCUCAAGCUGCUUCUUUCCUGUUUCACAGGGCUGCAGGGAUGCUGCUGUACCCUUGCUGACUUAGGCUGGAUUUUGGUUGCUUUUGGGGAAAAGUGAUGUAUCUCUGGACAAGUCUGGCCCUUAGAGGAUGCUGGCUCCUGCCUGUCCUGCCGUUGGAAGACAAGAUUGGAAAUCCAAGGAGGCAUGCCUGGCCCCUCUCUGCUGCCCAUGUUCUACCUGCCAGAGACACUGUCCUGGCCCUGUAGUGUCCAAACUGGUGGUCCUCAUGGCAACCCCUCUGUCAUGUUUGUGUUAGUGAUACUACAGUUGCUGUUUACAUGUCUGCAGGCUCCUGUAGGGGAUGAGCCAUAGACUCAGCCAAGAUAGCCUACACCUCUGAGCUGCUGUUUUGGGCUGUUGACAAGUGGAGACAGACACCUGACAUGUUACUUGGCUUGACCUGGCAAAUACUGCCUGCCAAGAUUAGAUUUUCAUGAUGACUGUAAAAGGAGUAGUGAUGUUCCAUAGCCUGAGGAUGCGCACAUCAACCUGACCUCACAGAGGGGCUUUCGAACUUGGUUUUGUAUUUAACUGAGUGUGGGACAGAGCAGAGGCUGACAGACUCUGCACUGUGCACAUCUCCACAUGGAGAAAUGGCAGCUCUGCCUCACGUGGUUGUGGAGGCUACUGCCAGGGAUGACAUCCUGAGCUGCACUUCUCUGCAGGUCUCUUGAGGGGUGGUGGUGGUCAGAGAUGGGUCCUAUUAGGUGGUGCAUCUCAGGACGCCUCCUGCUUCCCACCCAGCUCAGUGAUGAUGCUUGAGCUGAGUAAUAUUUGACUGUGUCUUGGUACUUGGUAUCCAUGGCUCUUCCACUGAAGAUCCCCUGUAGCGCAGCCUGGCCCUCUGUACCCUCACAACCAGGACCUUUCUCUCUGGGGGGUUGUUUCAUGCUCUGACUCUCCAGACAUAAUGCUGGGGUGCUAUGCUGGGCAGAAGGUGCUGGCUCUGCCCUGAGCUGACACAUGUAGGCCAAUUCUGUUCUCACUUCUGUUCUUAUCUGUCAGGACUCUGUGUCCCAUCCAGCUGUUCUCUUUGAGAUUGAUCCUGAGCUAAAGCUCACUGCAAGGUAUGAAUCCCUGCUCUGCCCUUGUGCCUGCAGCUGGAGUGGGGAUCAGCAGAGUGCCAGGGAGAUGUUGGAGGAGGAGCAGCCGUGGCUAGUCGUGUCCCCUAUCUGCAGGAGUUGGAUGUUAGUUGUCCCCUGGGCAUGAGUGCUUGCCAUCCUUUUUGUGAUGCCUCCUCUGGUGUCUGGUGCCUGUUUUGCCUGAGGUUUCAUUAGAACUGACCCUUUUCAUGAGGGUUACCUGUCUGUAGGGAUAAUAAAGUGGGGUGACCUAUUUAAUUUAUCCUUCUGUCUCUCUCCCUAAAUCAGCCCAUCUACUGCUGCCAACCCUGAAGUCCCUGACUGUCCUCUCAGAAUGCAGGGGGAGCUGAAGCUGCGAUCCGGUGAGCAAACAAAGAGCCCGGGGGUCUCUGCGCCUGGACAUGUUUCCAUGUCCUUUCCCAUCACUUCUGGGUUUCCCAGGGACUAGGGAUCCCCUGUCCCCUGCUGUGGAGCAGUGUAUUAAAGCUACCUCCACCCCUUUCA